AUGAUGACGACGAUGAUGUCAAAAGACAUGGCUACCCCUAACCCUUCCUUCAGGGUCUACUACGGCGGCGCACCGGGCUCCGUCCCCUUCACCUGGGAAUCCGCACCCGGAACUCCCAAGCACCGCCUCUUCUCCUCCUCUCUCCCGCCGCUGACUCCUCCGCCUUCCUUCUACUCCUCCUCCAAUCACUCCCGCCGCCGCCGCCGCUUCCGCUCCUCCUCCGCGGCCGCCAUCAGGCUGCCCAACUUCCUCUUCAGAGCCCUUUUCCCCAAACCCAGCGCCGCCGCCGCCUCGAGGUCCUCUGCCACAUCUUCCUCCUAUUCUUCUCAUCAUUAUUCCGACCACAAUUACAAUUCCAAUUGCUCGCUGUCCUACUCCUCCUCCUCCACGUCGUCGUCGUCGUCUUCCUCCUCCGACGCGCACGGGAGGAAGGCGUGGGGGCAGAGCCGGUGCUUCUCCUGCUCUGGGCUGCACCGCCGCCGCCACGCAUCGGUAGAUGAAGAAGAAAGUAAAGGAGGCAGCGCUGUUAUGAAGAAGCGAAGGUCGGUGUCUUUGGGAAGAUGGUGUUCCUUUGGGAGGGUGAGAAACGCUGUGUAG
Molecule: messenger RNA, 597 nt
Organism: Linum tenue
Lineage: Eukaryota; Viridiplantae; Streptophyta; Magnoliopsida; Malpighiales; Linaceae
Source: the annotation of a GenBank genome assembly